This is a messenger RNA of Diplodia corticola, 651 nucleotides long. RefSeq names its product cs domain-containing protein. Gene Ontology annotation, biological process: protein folding; chaperone-mediated protein complex assembly. The transcript has 3 exons. Gene Ontology annotation, molecular function: Hsp90 protein binding; protein-folding chaperone binding. NCBI's taxonomy places the organism in Eukaryota, Fungi, Ascomycota, Dothideomycetes, Botryosphaeriales, Botryosphaeriaceae. The record is from RefSeq and is a predicted model, not a curated record. Gene Ontology annotation, cellular component: cytosol; nucleus. The coding region runs from base 1 to 651 and encodes 216 amino acids.
AUGUCGCAGACUCUGACUCCCGAAGUGCUCUGGGCCCAGCGCUCGUCGGCCACCGACCCCGAGCGCAACCACGUCUUCCUCACCAUUUCCGCCCCGGACGUGCCCAAGGACAAGAUGAAGCUGGACGUCCAACCCACCAAGGUCUCCUUCACCGGCCACUCGGAGUUGAAGAACGUCGACUACAAGGCCGAGCUCGAGCUGUUCGCCGAGAUCGUCCCCGACGAGUCCAAGAUCAACCACACCGGCAAGAACAUCGAGAUGGUCCUGCGCAAGAAGGACCUCAAGGAGGAGUUCUGGCCCCGCCUGCUCAAGGAGAGCAAAAAGCUGCACUUCCUGAAGACCGACUUCGACAAGUGGGUCGAUGAGGAUGAGCAGGAUGAGGCUGCUGACGAAGACUACCUCGCAAACAUGGGCGGCAUGCCGCCUGGCAUGGGCGCCGGCGGCCCCGGCGGCGAGGGCGGCUUCGGAGGCAUCGACUUCUCCAAGCUUGGCGGUGGCGCCGGCGGCAUGCCCGACCUGAGUGCCCUCGGUGGCGCCGGUGCCCUCGGCGGUGCCGGCGACGAGGCUGAGGAAGGCUCCGACGAUGAGGACAUGCCCGAGCUCGAGGGUGACGGCAAGGCUGCUGCCGGCGCCACCAAGGCAAGUUCGUAG